This is a messenger RNA of Trametes versicolor FP-101664 SS1, 177 nucleotides long. RefSeq lists its product as uncharacterized. The record is from RefSeq and is a predicted model, not a curated record. Lineage: Eukaryota; Fungi; Basidiomycota; Agaricomycetes; Polyporales; Polyporaceae. The annotation marks the transcript as partial. Gene Ontology annotation, biological process: mitochondrial respiratory chain complex I assembly. The transcript has a single exon. Gene Ontology annotation, cellular component: mitochondrion.
CCUUCGACAAACGCAGCCACAACUCCUUUGCGACGUCUCGCGCUUCACUCUACAACCACUUGUUCCGCAACUGCCUCCGCAUACGGGAAGUGCAUUCUCGCGACGUAUACCGACGUCCAUAAAGACACCUGCAAGGAGGAAUUUGCAAAAUUUGGUGCAUGCUUGCGGGAAGCUGUA